Molecule: messenger RNA, 1362 nt
Organism: Heterobilharzia americana
Lineage: Eukaryota; Metazoa; Platyhelminthes; Trematoda; Strigeidida; Schistosomatidae
Source: the annotation of a GenBank genome assembly
AUGUCUGUAGUCAGUUUUUCUUUACCAAACGAUGAGCAAGAUGACGUCCCAUGCCCAGAUGCUAUUCCUUUAGCAGUUGACAAAAUAACAGAACACUCUAAAAACAUCAUGAGCCACCUUAAAACACAGUGCUCAAAAAUUCUUUCUGGAAGUUGGUCUGAUACAAGCAACUUUUGCGUAGAACCGUCACGGAGUUGUGGACUAAGCAAUUACUUGUAUAUUGGAUUUUUAAACGAUGACAUUAUUCCUACUGGAAAUGAACCCCGUAAAGUACUUAUACGAGUAUACGGUGAAGUUUUGAGGAAAUGCACAGAUUCUAUCAUUUCAGACUCAGUCAGUUUUGCUUUACUUUCGGAAAAACGAAUUGGACCUAAAUUGCAUGGUGUGUUUCCUGGUGGACGAAUUGAAGAAUAUAUUGAUUCUAGACCGCUUACAACGCAAGAACUCCCACUAGUGAUAGAUGUUGCUGCACGGCAUAUGGCAUGUUUUCAUAAAUUAUGUAUGCCAUUUUCAAAAACACCAUCAUUUAUACUGAAAAUGCUUGAUAAAUAUCUUGAUCAACUGACAGAUACAUCUGAACAUUUACAUCGUCCAGCUCCAAGAUUAUCUACAAAUACUUUAACCAAAUUAGCAUCGAAAGGAUUCUCUUUUGCAACUGAUGGACAUGUAUUAACGGAACCCUCUUAUGAAGAGGCUAAAAGUAUGGUUUAUCAGUUAUCACUCAUUGAAGAAUGGAAUUGGUUGAAGAAAAGGUUUACUGACUGUUAUGAUGGUCUAUUUCCAAUUGUAUUUUGUCAUAAUGAUUUUCAAGAGAAUAAUCUGCUUCUUUUGAACGAUCCAUCGGUUGAAAAUGUUUACCGCUUAUUACCAAUAGAUUUUGAGUACUCUGGUUAUAAUUAUCGUGGAUUUGAUAUAGGAAAUCAUUUUAAUGAAUGGUGUUAUGAUUAUACAAAUCCUAAUCCUCCAUACUUCUAUCAAAAUAUUGAAAAUUAUCCAGAUCGUUCAAAACAGAAGCUUUUUUGGAAAGCAUAUCUAACAGAGAAAAAAUCAGAUUCAUCAACUGAAAAUUGUAAUUUUUUUAAAACAAAUGGUAAUUGUAUCAAUAAUGAUGGUGAUGUUUACAGUGAAGAUCAUGAUGAAAAAGUUGGUCAACUUCCCGAUGUUUGUGAUGAUAAUGUUGAUGCUGAUAUGUUAUGGAUUGAAACAAUAUAUGGUUCAUUAUUAUCACAUAUCUUUUGGUCUGCAUGGUCACUUGUUCAAAGUCAGCUAUCCAGCAUUCAGUUUGAUUUUAUAGAUUAUGCUAAAGUUCGUAUACAACAUUAUCAUCAUAUGAAGUCUUGGUUGCCACCAAAUCAUAGAUGA